Molecule: messenger RNA, 1395 nt
Organism: Tarenaya hassleriana
Lineage: Eukaryota; Viridiplantae; Streptophyta; Magnoliopsida; Brassicales; Cleomaceae
Product: UDP-galactose/UDP-glucose transporter 3
Exons: 7
Coding region: 145-1140 (331 amino acids)
Biological process (GO): UDP-galactose transmembrane transport
Cellular component (GO): Golgi membrane; endoplasmic reticulum membrane
Molecular function (GO): UDP-galactose transmembrane transporter activity; UDP-glucose transmembrane transporter activity
Source: RefSeq, a predicted model, not a curated record
GAACUUUCAUGGUCUCCGAUUUACGCAUCUCAUGAUUUGUUCUCUCCGGAAUCCGAAAUCAGGCGAGAAUUAAGGAGUAUCGAAGCUAGAAUCGUUGCCGCCGAAUAGUGCUGUGUAGUCAGAGGAUCGCCGGAGGCGAUCGUGAUGGAGGCUCACGGUGCAGGAUUCCGGCGAAUUCUGUUGUUGGCGUUCUGUGUCGCCGGGAUUUGGGCCGCGUACAUCUACCAAGGCGUUCUCCAAGAGACUCUGUCCACGAAGAGAUUCGGUCCGGACGGGAAGAGAUUCGAGCAUCUUGCAUUCCUUAACUUGGCGCAGAAUGUAGUGUGCUUAAUUUGGUCUUAUAUAAUGAUCAAGCUCUGGUCUAAUGGAGGAAGCGGUGGAGCGCCCUGGUGGACUUACUGGAGCGCAGGAAUUACUAAUACGAUUGGUCCAGCAAUGGGCAUCGAAGCCUUGAAAUAUAUCAGUUACCCAGCUCAGGUCCUGGCAAAAUCUUCAAAAAUGAUUCCAGUUAUGCUGAUGGGAACCUUAGUGUAUGGCAUAAGAUACACUAUUCCCGAGUAUAUUUGCACCCUCCUUGUCGCCGGAGGAGUAUCUAUGUUUGCUCUCCUUAAGACAAGCUCUAAGACAAUCAACAAGCUAGCGCAUCCAAAUGCUCCCCUCGGUUAUGGGCUUUGCUUCUUGAACCUCGCCUUUGAUGGAUUCACAAACGCCACCCAGGAUUCUAUUGCCGUAAGGUAUCCGAAAACAAAUGCAUGGGACAUAAUGCUGGGGAUGAACUUAUGGGGCACCAUAUACAACAUGAUCUACAUGUUUGGUUGGCCAAAUGCAAUUGGGUUCGAAGCUGUUCAGUUCUGCAAACAACACCCAGAGGCGACAUGGGACAUUCUCAUGUACUGUCUAUGUGGCGCAGUGGGCCAAAACUUCAUCUUUCUUACGAUUAGUCGAUUCGGGUCACUGGCUAACACAACCAUAACCACAACCCGUAAGUUUGUGAGCAUCGUGGUCUCCUCGGUUCUGAGCGGGAAUCCACUCUCCUGGAAGCAGUGGGGAUGUGUUUCAAUGGUGUUUGGUGGGUUAUCUUACCAGAUUUACCUCAAAUGGAGGAAGUUGCAGAGAAUGCAGAAGAAGAAAAGGCCUUGAAAUUUUUUACAUUUUGGAACUUUUUUUUCCUCGCCUCUAUCUACAGCCAAAAUAUCAUCAAUUUGUUAAUUCCUGAGGAAUUUUUUGUUGUUUUAAACUUAGAGAAAGCUCAGGAGGCAGUGGUAAAAUGUAACUAUCUCCAUUAGAAGCUCACAGAUAGUAAUCUUUAUGUAAGCUAAUCCGUAGACUUGUAUUGAUCAUUAAGAUUCAACACUUGUAUGCUUUAGUUUAUUUAUAUCGUUGCGGGCGCACCAA